This is a messenger RNA of Erythranthe guttata (spotted monkey flower), 1947 nucleotides long. Its product is annotated as non-specific phospholipase C4. Gene Ontology annotation, biological process: phospholipid catabolic process. Gene Ontology annotation, molecular function: hydrolase activity, acting on ester bonds. The record is from RefSeq and is a predicted model, not a curated record. Lineage: Eukaryota; Viridiplantae; Streptophyta; Magnoliopsida; Lamiales; Phrymaceae.
AAAACUCUCUCUUUAAACAAACUUAUAAACAAAGCACCCCUAAACAAAUCAACAACCAAAAAAUUAUCCCCACAAACUUUCUUUUCCUACCAAAUACAUCCAAAAAAACAGAAACAACAAUGGCGGCCGCUUCUCUAGCAUCAAACACUUCACCGAUCAAGACAAUAGUGGUUUUAGUACAAGAAAACCGCUCAUUCGACCACAUGUUGGGUUGGAUGAAAACCCUAAACCCAGAAAUCAACGGCGUCACCGGAUCCGAAUCAAACCCGUUAUCCACAGCAACCCCUGAUUCGAACCGGAUCUUCUUCGGAGACGGGUCGGUCUACGUUGACCCGGAUCCGGGUCACUCAAUCCAGGAGAUUUACGAGCAGAUAUUCGGUGUCGAAUGGACCCAAGAAUCGGCCGCCGCCGGCGAGAAAAAGGAGCCCACCACCAUGCAGGGUUUUGCUCAGGAUGCAGAGAGGAAGGCCAGCGGGAUGUCGACUGCGGUCAUGAACGGGUUCAAACCCGAAUCCGUACCCGUUUACAAAGAGCUGGUGUCGGAGUUCGCCGUCUGUGACCGGUGGUUCGCGGCGGUUCCGGCGUCGACGCAGCCGAACAGGCUGUUUGUGCAUUCCGCCACGUCACACGGCGCCACGAGUAAUAAUAGAGAGCUGUUGCUAAAAGGGUACCCGCAGAAGACUAUAUUUGACUCGUUGGAUGAAUCGGGUCGGACCUUUGGGAUUUACUAUCAGUACCCUCCGGCAACACUUUUCUACAAGAAUUUGAGGCAACUAAAGUACUUAAUAAACAACUUCCAUCCAUUCGAUCUCGAUUUCAAGAAACAUUGCAAAGAGGGGAAAUUACCAAAUUACGUGGUUAUCGAACAACGAUAUUUCGACCUAAAAAUACUACCGGGAAACGACGACCACCCCUCUCACGACGUAUACCAAGGCCAAAAAUUCGUGAAAGAAGUGUACGAAGCAUUAAGGUCAAGUCCCCAGUGGAAUGAAAUGCUAUUCAUUAUUAUUUACGACGAGCAUGGCGGAUUCUUUGACCAUGUGCCAACUCCGGUCACCGGAGUUCCAAGCCCCGACGGAAUAAUCGGACCGGAGCCUUACAAUUUCCAAUUUGAUCGGUUGGGAGUUAGGGUUCCGGCUAUUAUGAUAUCUCCUUGGAUUGAGAAAGGAACUGUUUUGCAUGGGCCUUCGGGGCCGUAUCCGACAUCGGAAUUCGAGCACUCUUCGAUAGCUGCAACGGUUAAAAAGAUAUUUAAUUUGAAAGAGUUUUUAACAAAGAGGGAUGCGUGGGCGGGGAGUUUCGAGACGGUGAUUAGCAGAAACAGCCCACGGACCGAUUGCCCGGAAACCCUACCCGAGCCGGUCAAAAUGCGCGAGACCGAGGCCAAAGAAGAUGCGAGACUCAGUGAGUUCCAAGAGGAGCUGGUGCAUAUGUCUGCGGUUCUGUGCGGGGACCACCGGGACGACACAUUCCCGCGUAAACUAGUCGGAAAAAUGAAAGUCUCCGACGGAGCCGAUUACGCGAACAAGGCAUUCGAGAGAUUCUUGGAUGAGUGUCGCAAAUCGAUGAGAAAUGGUGCCGAUGGAACCACUAUUUGUAUACCACCUGCAGAAAAGUAUAGAUCAUUUGCCUCCAAGUUAUGCUCUUGCAUCGUUUGUGGCCACCAUUGAUUCUUCUAAUUAUUAAUUAAGCUCCAAUAUAUAUUAUUUGUUUUAUGGGAAGUUGUCUCUAAGUAUUGAAAUGUUGUAGCAUGUAAUUUUGUAUUGAACCAUUAAUUGAUCAAUUUGUAGUAUGUAACAAUUUUUAUCGUUUAAUUGUGAUUUACUUUGCUAAAUAGUAAUUUUUUUUGACGUUUUGAUUUAUGAACAUAUAUAUAUAUAGGUCAAAUUUCAAGAAUACUUUUGUUUAUUUGUCCUAAGAGUAAGAGAUAUAUAUAAAGUCUCUUUU